This is a messenger RNA of Ostrinia furnacalis (Asian corn borer), 781 nucleotides long. It is a transcript of the gene ACBP, whose product is annotated as acyl-CoA binding protein. NCBI's taxonomy places the organism in Eukaryota, Metazoa, Arthropoda, Insecta, Lepidoptera, Crambidae. Gene Ontology annotation, molecular function: fatty-acyl-CoA binding. The record is from RefSeq and is a predicted model, not a curated record. The coding region runs from base 238 to 510 and encodes 90 amino acids. Gene Ontology annotation, biological process: fatty acid metabolic process. The transcript is spliced from 4 exons.
AGUCUGAGACGGUCUCUCAAAAAAUUUUACAAAGCCAGUUUUACAAUUAUUCGCUCGAUUUUACCCUCCGUUUAUAUUUUACGGUGCUACAUGAAACGCAACGAUAAAGGCCGUUUGUUGAAUAAUCUCUGUACAGCGCGACGCGAAGUAGUUUUAUUUAGUUCCUAACGGGUUACCGGGUCGUGCAGUCGUGUUCAUUUCUACUUCAGUACCCCACCUUUUCCAAGACCACACAUCAUGUCUCUCCAGGAGCAAUUCGAUGCCGCCGCCGCCAAGGUCAAGAACCUAAAGUCCCUGCCCAGUGAUGCUGACCUCUUGGAGCUGUAUGCUCUGUUCAAGCAAGCCACUGUCGGCGACGCUGACCCCGCCAACAAGCCCGGUUUCCUCGACCUGAAGGGCAAGGCCAAGUUCGAAGCGUGGUCGAAGAAGAGUGGCACUUCCAAGGAUGACGCUCAGAAAGCCUACAUCGCGAAAGUAGAGAGUCUGGUCGCUUCCAUCGGCCUCCAGUAACCGUACACUAGUAAUCGACUCGACGGGACCAGCCAACUGCGACGGAACACUUUUCCCGGGCGUUCUUCGCGACCUAACUGCCCAUAACCGGUUUCACAACAUUCUUGUCGGGUGCAAAAUUAGCUUUAGUUUUUAAUGGGCGGACCGCAAAGGGUUAACACUAAAGCCUUGCAAGUUUGUUAUUUUUAAACAACUUUGAACAGGAAUUGGAAGUCCGUCUCAUUAAAAUAAGUAAUUUAUUAUAUUGCUGGUAUAGGCACAUUAAGUUAUU